AUGCAAAAGGACCUUCCCGCUGAUUCCAAGGGCAGGGAUUGUUAUUUAUGGCAAACGGGUGGCGUCAGUAGGGAAUCUUUCUCUGUAUCUCAUACUUGGGAGGAUAUCAGAAAUGCAGCUCCGAGUGUGACAUGGUAUGAAGCGGUUUGGUUCAAAGGUCACACUCCAAAACACGCCUUUACCUUCUGGGUGACAAACAAGGGAAGGCUUCCUCUACGUCCCAGACUUCUCAAAUGGGGAAUUGGUAGCUCAGACCUCUGCUAUUUGUGUAACCGCUAUGAGGAAACCAGGGAACAUCUCUUCCUUCAUUGCGAGGUUAGCAUUCAGAUCACUAGGUUACUCCUCGCUCGAUUAGGGGAGCCUACAACAGUUUUUGCUGAUUGGAGCAGCUUCAUCACUUGGAUGCUCGGCCCUUCUCCUUUCAUGCCGAAGAUCAUCAAGCUCCUGGCAACUCAAUCGACGGUGUUUUACCUCUGGAAGGAAAGAAACGCGAGACUACAUGACAAUGUCUCAAGGUCCGCAAAUGUUAUAUUCAGGUUGGUAGAUAGAUCAGUUCGCGACGCGAUCCUAGCCAGAAACAAAACGAAGGCAUCAUUUUUACUGUCGUCCUGGUUCCUUCACAAGUCCUGA
Messenger RNA from Thlaspi arvense, 630 nucleotides. Lineage: Eukaryota; Viridiplantae; Streptophyta; Magnoliopsida; Brassicales; Brassicaceae. The record is from the annotation of a GenBank genome assembly.